AUGCCUAAGUUCCCGGUACCUUUCGGCAGGCGGCGAUCCACCGCUGACAGUCUCGAUAAUGGCGCCGUAGCCGAGCCGACCUUUCGAGUGCUCGACCGGAACGAGGUUUCCAAUGGCAAGUCCUUUGACGGCGGUGCCAGGAUGGCGGCAAAGGGGCAUGCUCUGGCCAGAGCGAGCGUCUCGAACAUCUCAGUCGAGGACAACAUCUUUGCCAACCUGAACACGAAUCGCGGCAGCGGCUCAUCCAACACCACAAAGACCAUGUCGACGGAUAAUUCGUCGCGGUACAGCAACGCUUCCACGGCCCCCUCAUCAACCGAUGCGAGGGAACAGGAGGAUGCGAAGGGAGGUAUGAGGAGAAGCCAAACGGACAUGCCGUUACCCCCGCUGCCCAAGUCGAGCUCCAACUUCCUGAAGGCGGCGGGCAGGACCUUUUCAUUUGGGGGUCAGAAGAAGAACAAUGUACCACCACCGGCGCCCCUUGUGGAGGAGCCCAUUCCUCCCGUGCCCGCGACACCUCAGAGCUACGUCAACAGCGGCAGGUCGCGAGCAACCACCGAGUCGACUACGAGCACCGCAACCCCUCCCAGGCUGGACGAGGAGUUUAACAUGGACAUGGGCGGAGACUUUGGCAAGAUGUUGACCUUCGACAAGAGGCAGAGUGUCAUGACUCUGCGGGGAGACGACCCUGCUGCACGACAGGCCUUAGCGCCCCGAUCACUGACUGGGAACCGGCUAGCCCAGCCGGCGCCGUUGCAGAUUGACAAAUCUUCCCGCAUCGAGCCCUCUCCAUUUUCUUGGGGAAGCCACCACUCCAACGACCAAUUGCUCAACAGAAGCCCGACCUAUGACUCGCCCACCAAUGAAAACGCUCCUCCAGUGCCCAGACACGCGUCUCCAGCCGGUGAUCGGCCACAGAUUCCCAUCUCGGCAUCAGACGGUGGUAUUUUGAAGAGGGCGAGUGCGAUCAUGGGCCGGCGACGUUCGGCCACAGAAUCUGGGGAUGGUGAUGACGAGGAUUCGAGGCUACUAAAGGACCUCUCCGCUGCCAGUAGGUUCCUGGCCAGUGGGCCACCACCCGUGCCGAGCCACUCAGGUCGGUACAGACGAGACGAGGACUCGUUCAGCAGUACCCCUAGCUGGCGACAGGUCUCGUCCGAGUCCCGGCUCACGAGUACGUCGGUUGCUGCAGGCGAGGAAGACAACUUGUUUAGUACGAGCCGCCCAACCUCGAACCGCUCGACUCCUCAGCGCACGAUCCCUCGCAAGCCCGCUCCGCAGAAGCAGCAGCCGCAGCAGCACAAGGUGAUGACCCCGGCCGAGUUUGAGCGUUACAGGCAGGACAAAGAACGGCAGGGUGCCAGGUCAGAAGCUGCAUCCUCGGAGCACGGUGAUGACCGUGAUGAAGAUGACGAGGACCACUACGAGGAUGACGAAGAUGAGAUUGAAAAGACAAAGCAAGCAGCGAAACAGAGGCGGAAGCAGGAAGCCCACAUGGCCGUGUAUCGACAGCAGAUGAUGAAGGUCACGGGAGAGACCGGCUCGGCAGGGCCAUCAGCGUCGCGACCCUCUAUGCAGACAUCGUUCAGCACGCCGAACCUGCCGAAUAUGGUCUCCAACAUGGGCCCCUCGCCCAAGGACACCUCGGAAGGCUCCGAGGAGGACGAGGAGGUGCCUCUGGCGAUCUUGGCCGCGCAUGGUUUCCCAAACAAGAACCGCCCGCCCACCAGAUUGACCACCAUGAUGUCGAACCCCAACCUUCGGGAAACGGCGCAGCAACCUAGCUACCAACGUCCCGGAUCAGCCAUGGGCGAAGCCGGAGGUAGCUCUCGCCUGCCCGCCUUCGCCCGGAAGCUGCCCCAAGAUCCCUUCCUGGGAGCAGGACUGGUCAACGGGCCGCCGCGGGAGAGCCUGGCUUUCGGCGCGGGUGCUCCGGCGGCUGUGCCCCAGGCCGGUCCCGCUCCCCCGGGUGGUCUGGUCGGCGUGAUUGCGAACGAGGAGCGGUCGCGGGCACUCCGGAGAGGGAGCCCCAACAUUGAGGCUAACAAGCCCUUGCCUUCGAUGGGCACCCAGCAGUUCGAUCCCAUGGCCGGCAUCCCGCCUCAGAUGAUGUACCCGCAGAUGCAAGGCAUGGGCAACCCCAUGAUGCUCACGCCUGGCGACCAGGCACAGAUCCAGAUGAACCAGCAGAUGCAGCAGUUCAUGCAGAUGCAGAUGCAGUUCAUGCAGAUGAUGGCCACCAACGGUAGCGGCGGCCAGGCGCAGCAGCCACCCCAGGGACGACCCAUGAGCCACAUGCCUACGGCCUCGAUGGGCAGCAUGGGCAGCAUGGGCCCUCCGAUGCUUCCUCAGAUGGGCGGUAUGGGUAUGGGCCAGGGCAUGGGAAUGGGCAUGGGCCCCGGCCCCGGCCCCGACAUGAUGCGCCACUCCUUUAUGGACACCGGGUCCGUGGCUGACAUGCCCAUGGGUCGUCAGAACGACUACGGCCGCACGAUGAGCAUGGUCCAGCCCAGCUCGGCUUCCUGGAUCCAGCCCCAGGGUGCGGGCUACGCGCCCUCCAUCCGGGUCGUCGGCGCCAACGGAUACGCGCCGUCGAUUGCGCCCUCGGAGCGGAGCAACGUCGGCCUGCCUGGCCGCUACCGCCCCGUGUCUCAGGCGCCGCCUCCCUCGGCCGGCGGCGCCGGCGAGCACUCGCGCAAGUCGUCGCUCAUGUCGGGCGGGCUGGGCGGCGGCCUGGACCAGCCGCCGCAGCAGCGCAAGGCGAGCCCGUCGACGUCGCCGCUCAACAGGUCCAACAACGCGUCGGACGACGAGGACGACGAGCAAGGGUGGGCGGCGAUGAAGGCCAAGCGGGAGAAGAAGCGGUCGCUGUGGAGGACCAAGAAGGACAUUGACAGCGACAUCGGGGCGCUGAUCAGCUAA
Molecule: messenger RNA, 2922 nt
Organism: Thyridium curvatum
Lineage: Eukaryota; Fungi; Ascomycota; Sordariomycetes; Thyridiales; Thyridiaceae
Exons: 2
Coding region: 1-2922 (973 amino acids)
Source: RefSeq, a predicted model, not a curated record